This is a messenger RNA of Passer montanus (Eurasian tree sparrow), 542 nucleotides long. RefSeq names its product beta-adducin-like. Lineage: Eukaryota; Metazoa; Chordata; Aves; Passeriformes; Passeridae. The transcript is spliced from 2 exons. Gene Ontology annotation, biological process: barbed-end actin filament capping. Gene Ontology annotation, molecular function: actin filament binding. The record is from RefSeq and is a predicted model, not a curated record. Bases 180 to 428 code for a protein of 82 amino acids. Gene Ontology annotation, cellular component: plasma membrane; postsynaptic density; cytoskeleton.
UUGGAAGGGUUGGAGGGUUUUAUUGGACUGUCAGUGGGUUUUUUGGGGGGCAGUUGGUGGGGUUUUCUAGGGGCUGAUGGUGGGGUUUUUUGGGGCUGUCGGUGGGGGUUUUUUGGGCUGUUGUUGUUUGGGGUUCCUCGGCCCCCUGCCCUGUCCCCCCCCGUGCCCAGGUGUCUGCCAUGCGCUGCGGGCUCCUGCCCAUCUCCCGCGCCGCCCUUCUCCUGGGGGACGUCGCCUACUUCGACUUCCGCGGCGAGGUGGAGGACGAGGCCGAUCGCGUGGAGCUCCAGAAGUGCCUCGGGCCCACCUGCAAGAUCCUGGUGCUGCGGAACCACGGCGUGCUGGCGCUGGGCGACACGGCCGAGGAGGCUUUUUACAGCAUCUUCCACCUGCAGGCGGCCUGCGAGGUGCAGGUGAGUGCGGGGUGAGAGCCGGGCUGAGGGUGGGGCUGGAAUUGCGGGAGCACGCACUGUGCCAGUGUCAGCUCAGCCAGAGUGCCCCGGGAGCAUGGCAUGAGCUGGCACAGCUCUCAACCCCUCAUU